GAUUUGAAAUAGUCAUAAAGAUAUUGAAGCCAUCCAUAGUGAAAGUGAGAAGAAAUACUCUAUUGAAUAAAGCAUUUCAACAACAUAAAUAGGCUUGAAUAUUUCUUUGACAAGACUGAUAAUAAUUGCAUGGAAAGUACCACUUAGCUCCUUUAAUCCUGUCUGCAAAAUCAAUCCUGGCAUCUUGACUCUGGAAUGAACUAAAUCUGAAGUUUCUGCUGGAUCCUGGAUUGUAUACUUGAUUUUAAAAAUAUAAUUGUUCAGUUAUGGGGAUGUUAUUUCUCUUGUCGCUUUGGAGGCUUGAUCUCUAAAUCUACAAAGGAAGAAACCAAAUUGACUAGAGCCCCCAUUCAUUAGCACAAUGGCUACCUUCAUCCCUCCGGAUGUCAACAAUUUUGGCGCCUGGGACUAUGUGGUGUUUGCAGCACUUUUUCUCAUCUCUUCAGGCAUAGGAGUCUUUUUUGCAAUUAAAGAGAGGGGAAAAGCAAGCUCCAGGGACUUUUUAGUUGGUGGCAGGCAGAUGACUUGUGGACCAGUAGCCCUGUCCCUCACUGCUAGUUUCAUGUCAGCAGUGACUGUGCUGGGGACACCAGCUGAGGUGUAUCACCAUGGCUCUGCCUUCAUUCUGUUCUUCAUUGCAUAUAUGUUUGUCAUCAUUUUUACUUCUGAACUUUUCCUACCUGUGUUCUACAGAUCUGGGAUCACAAGCACUUAUGAGUACUUGGAGUUAAGGUUUAACAAGCCUGUUCGCUUAGCUGCAACGCUGAUUUAUAUACUGCAGACGAUUCUUUACACCGGAGUGGUAGUCUAUGCUCCAGCUCUGGCUCUCAAUCAAGUGACUGGAUUUAAUCUUUGGGGCUCAGUAUUUGCAACAGGAAUUGUUUGUACAUUCUACUGUACCCUGGGCGGAUUAAAAGCUGUGGUCUGGACAGAUGCCUUCCAACUGAUUGUUAUGCUGAUUGGAUUCUUAACAGUAUUGAUCCAAGGAACUCUUUGGAAUGGGGGCUUUACAAACAUUUGGGAGAUUGCCCAGAAUGGGUCACGUCUUGCUGUAUUUGACUUUGAUGUCGAUCCCCUGAGAAGACACACAUUUUGGACAAUUGCAGUAGGAGGGACAUUUACCUGGUUAGGAAUCUAUGGAGUUAAUCAGUCCACGAUGCAAAGAUGCAUUUCCUGCAAAACAGAAAAGCAUGCCAAGAUUGCACUUUAUCUUAAUUUACUGGGACUAUGGGUCAUCCUGGCAUGCGCAGUGUUUUGUGGCUUGGUAAUGUAUUCCCAUUUUAGCACCUGUGAUCCUUGGACUGCUGGUUUUAUUUCAGCACCUGAUCAGCUAAUGCCAUAUUUUGUUAUGAUCAUCUUUUCCGUGACCCCUGGACUACCAGGAUUAUUUGUUGCAUGUGCUUUCAGUGGAACAUUAAGCACUGUGGCUGCAAGUAUAAAUGCUCUGGCAACUGUUACAUUUGAAGAUUUUGUCAAGAACUGCUUUCCAAACUUCUCUGAACGUAUGGGCACUUGGGUCAGCAAAGGCUUAUGCAUCGUAUUUGGAGUGCUAUGUACUUCCAUGGCAGUAGCAGCAUCACUCAUGGGUCCCGUUGUGCAGGCCUCGCUAAGCAUUCAUGGGAUGUGUGGAGGACCGAUGCUGGGAUUAUUUACACUGGGAAUUGUUUUUCCUUGUACCAGCUGGAAAGGUGCCUUUGGAGGUCUUCUUACUGGAAUUGCCUUGGCAUUUUGGGUCAGUAUUGGAGCUUUUGUGUACCCUGCUCCAUCUUCAAAGGCCCUUCCAUUAUACCUUUCAACUGCUACGUGCAUUGUGAAUAAUAAUACUGAGACUGUACCCACUAUGAUUCCUACUUCAUCUCCUGUCAGGCCUCAUCUGGCAGAUACCUGGUAUUCUUUGUCCUACCUUUACUACAGUGCUGUUGGAUGUCUUGGAUGCAUUGCUACAGGGCUUCUGAUCAGUUUUGUAACAGGUCCAAAUAAAGGAGAAGAUAUUAAACCACUGUUAAUUCGCCCUGUCUGCAACCUCUUCUGCUUCUGGUCUCAUAAAUGCAAGAGUUUAUGUUGGUGUGGAGUGGAUCACGAUGACAGCAAAGCACUUUACGGAACAGAAAAUGAUCUGCAGAAAGAACUUGAAAAGAAGGCAGAAGCAAAUGAUGCCUUUAAGAAUGGAUUGAAUAAAGAAAUGUUGAGUCACUUACCUGGCUAUAACCCAAGUGAGAAAUCCUACACUAAUACAAGCAUGGAGGUGGAGUCUUACUUUUAGGGCAAAAAACUCAUCCAGCUAACAAUAGUAAUUACAUAGCAUUGUCCCAACUUUAGAAAAACAGGUUAAUGGCAGUACAUUAGCUGAGAAGACAUUUAUUUAUAACUUAGUUGAAGGUUAGAAGGAGCAUUCUUUUUUAUUUAUGGAAGUCCUUUCAUGACAGGGAAAUGGUCAUGAAUAUUCAGAGAGAAAAGAUGAAAGGAUGGGACUUGUGGUAUAUAUGUUGUUGUUAUGUGCCUUCAAAUCGAUUUCGACUUAUGGUGACCCUAUGAAUCAGCAACCUCCAGUAGCAUCUGUUCUAAACCACCCUGCACAGAUCUUGUGAUAUAUAUGUAUGUAUAUGCAUAGGAAAAGUGGAGUUUGCAGUUAAUACUCUAAAAAGAAAGUCGUUCCACUGUCUUGUUCACAGGGCAGGCUGGGCAUUCAUCUCCCAUUGGUCCUAACACGGAAUUCUAAAAUGUCAGCUAUGAUAUAGAUGCAUCUUUCCUUUCCAGAUUACAGUGUCAUUGUACAG
This is a messenger RNA of Rhineura floridana, 2777 nucleotides long. RefSeq names its product solute carrier family 5 member 12 (gene SLC5A12). Bases 362 to 2263 code for a protein of 633 amino acids. NCBI's taxonomy places the organism in Eukaryota, Metazoa, Chordata, Lepidosauria, Squamata, Rhineuridae. Gene Ontology annotation, molecular function: symporter activity; lactate transmembrane transporter activity. Gene Ontology annotation, cellular component: membrane. The transcript is spliced from 16 exons. Gene Ontology annotation, biological process: transmembrane transport; sodium ion transport. The record is from RefSeq and is a predicted model, not a curated record.